AUGACUCCACGCUACUUUCAAGUUGAGGACCCCCAGAAUUGGAGCCCUUUGAAUUAUAUACAUCAUUCAACCCGCCCUUCCUCUUCCGCGAAAUAUGGCCUUAAGUUCGCGAGCAGAAAAUCCCUCCCCGAGGUUACUGCGCGAAUCCAUGGUCAAAAUGUCCUUCAAUGGAUUAUUGCACUUAGAUUCCUAGCUGGUUCGCAAUCGCCGGAGUUACACCGCCACUACGCGAAGAAGCAAUUAGCAGUUCUUCACAGCAGUAGGAAAAAGUUUUCCAGGUGGUAUGCGCGAAACUUUGAAGUCGCUAUCAAAAGAUCUGCCCGGGCAAAGUUAGAUGUGCUUGACAACGGCGGACCCAAUCAUGAAAAGUCCUCUUCAUCAUUUAGUCAGGCUCUACGUCCCAACCUAGAAGGAGAAGGAAAGGAAGAAAAAGGAAACGACGAUAACAACCACCAGGACGAGGACCACCCGGACCCCGAGGACGAGGAUGACGAGGAUCACGAGGACGAGGAUGACGAGGACCACGAGGGGAACGAGGAGGACGAGGACCACGAACACCACGAACACCACGGGGAGGAGGAUAAGGAGGACGAGGUGGGUGAGGGCAAUGGCAAGGCCUAA
Messenger RNA from Morchella sextelata, 621 nucleotides. RefSeq lists its product as uncharacterized. The coding region runs from base 1 to 621 and encodes 206 amino acids. The record is from RefSeq and is a predicted model, not a curated record. Lineage: Eukaryota; Fungi; Ascomycota; Pezizomycetes; Pezizales; Morchellaceae. The transcript is spliced from 2 exons.